Molecule: messenger RNA, 726 nt
Organism: Rasamsonia emersonii CBS 393.64
Lineage: Eukaryota; Fungi; Ascomycota; Eurotiomycetes; Eurotiales; Trichocomaceae
Exons: 7
Coding region: 1-726 (241 amino acids)
Biological process (GO): mitochondrial citrate transmembrane transport
Source: RefSeq, a predicted model, not a curated record
AUGGCACCUACAGAGCAAGAUCAAAGGCGCAAGCCGAGCAGCCUGCGGUCCAUUAUUGCCGGCUCUACUGCAGGAGCUGUGGAGAUUGCAAUAACUUACCCUGCAGAAUUUGCAAAGACACGAAGCCAGCUUAAUCGCAGAUUACCAGAUUCAAAGAAGCUCCCCUGGCCCCCGUUCGGAAGACAAUGGUAUGCUGGAUGUACUACAUUGAUUGUGGGAAAUGCUCUUAAGGCGGGAAUACGAUUUGUCGCAUUCGACACGUUCAAAUCAUUGCUACAAGACGAGAAUGGCAAAAUAUCUGGACCAAGAACAGUUAUUGCUGGGUUUGGUGCCGGCUUCACCGAGUCACUUUUGGCAGUGACUCCUUUCGAGAGUAUUAAGACCCAGCUGAUUGAUGAUCGCAAGUCUGGCAAGCCUCGAAUGCGUGGCUUUCUACAUGGCAGUAAAAUAAUCGCUCAGGAAAGAGGUAUCCGAGGAUUUUUUCAAGGUCUGGUGCCAACAACAGCAAGACAAGCUGCAAACUCUGCCACCAGAUUCUCUAGCUACACUACAUUAAAACAAUUUGCCCAAGGCUAUGUCGCACCAGGCGAGAAGUUGGGAACAUUGAGCACAUUUGCUAUCGGAGGUCUUGCUGGCCUAAUCACAGUCUAUGUAACGCAGCCACUCGAUACAGUGAAGACUAGGUGGGUUCAAGCUUCUUCCUCAUGUUCCUUGGUUUUUAACUGA